This is a messenger RNA of Zonotrichia albicollis (white-throated sparrow), 1188 nucleotides long. The record is from RefSeq and is a predicted model, not a curated record. NCBI's taxonomy places the organism in Eukaryota, Metazoa, Chordata, Aves, Passeriformes, Passerellidae.
AUGGGGAUCUGGGAUUUUGGGACCAUCAUGGAGCAGUUCAACCCCAGCCUCAGGAAUUUCAUUUCUAUGGGGAAGACCUAUGAAAAAGCCUUAGCAAGCAUGACAUAUGCAGCCAAGGGGUACUUUGAUGCUCUGGUGAAGAUGGGGGAGCUGGCCAGUGAAAGCCAAGGAUCCAAAGAGUUGGGUAAGUCCCCGUUUGCUGCUGAAUGGAGAUUUCUGGAGAUUCCCAGGGGUGAAGCAGAUCUUUGGUGCUGCUGGGGAGCAGAGCUCGGCGUGGAGCUGCUCCUGCCGUGCCUCAGUGUCUCUGGAUUUACUGAUAAUGCAGCCUGGAAAGCCCCUGGUACCCUGAGUGUCAGGGCUGUGGCUCAGGGCGGUUUUGUGGUGGUUUGUUCUCCUUUGGAGAAGGGGAAGCAGCGGAUUUUGGCCGGGGAGCUGGGGCUGAGCUGCCCCUCUGGAGGGGCAGGGGAGAGGAAAAGGGGCACCUGGGGGUCCCCACCUGGAGCAGGGUGUCCCUGGGUGUUACCUUCCCUGUGCCAUGCACAGAGCCAUCAAUCGGUCCCAGCUCAGCCCUGGCUGCGUGUGGUGCUGCCCAGGGAAGGGGGGCACAGCAGCUGCACCCUGUGCCCUCACACCUGGUUUGCUUUGCAGGGGAAGGAGAUGCUGACGCAGAAGCUGCCGCUGUGGCAGCAGUCCUGCUCGGACCCCAACAAGAUCCCGGAGCGCGCCAUCCAGCUGAUGCAGCAGAUGGCUGCCAGCAGCAAUGGCACCAUCAUGCCCAGCCCUCUGUCCACAUCCAAGUCCAACCUCAUCAUCUCUGAUCCCAUCCCUGGUGCCAAACCUCUCCCUGUCCCCCCGGAGCUGGCACCUUUUGUAGGACGCAUGUCGGCACAGGAGGCCCUGCCGGUGAUGAACGGAGUCUCGGGCUCUGACAGCGACGGGUACAACCACUGGUCUGAGAUGAAGCCAGCACAGCCCAAAUCUUUAUCUCCUCCCCAGCCUCAGAAGCAGCUGAGUGACUCUUACUCCAAUACACUCCCAGUUCGCAAAAACGUGGCACCGAAAAACAGCUACGCCUCAGGUGAGGCCCCAGCCAUGCCAGGGGCCCUGGAGCUGUCCCUGCUGCACCCAGUGCCCAAAGGGGGCUGCUUGGGGAUGGUUUUGGGGGUGCUGCUGGUGGGGGGACAGUGA